Molecule: messenger RNA, 393 nt
Organism: Symbiodinium pilosum
Lineage: Eukaryota; Dinophyceae; Suessiales; Symbiodiniaceae
Source: the annotation of a GenBank genome assembly
GAGAUGCUUGCCCAGAAGAAGACGACUCCCAAAGUCGAGGAGCUCGUGCAGAAGCAACUCCAGCUGCUCUCUUGCGUGGCGAAGAACCGGACGACUGAACCUGGCACGGUAACUGGAUGUGACAAGCUGGUGGAGGACAUGAAGUACAUGGUGAGCUGCGCUACAGCGAUGGAGCUCCAGGAGCUCAAUACUGCAGCCCUUCCGCCACAAGACGGUCCUUGCAAGAAGGUCCCGUCCAAUCAGCGGGGAGAUCCGAACAUGAAGUGUGGCACGGACGUCUUGCUGCAGUUGAUCAUGGACCCUGACCUGGCUGACGAAAUUGCAUACGUCAGCAAACGAGGAGGCAUUCCAGACGAUGCAUGGAAGGGCCAGAGCUUCAUGGCAGCGUACAAU